GGCCGUCACAAGCGCUUGUUGAACCUAAACAGAAACAGAGAGGCACUUCGGGCUGACUCCGUUUGUAAACAACAGUUUAUAAUAAUGAUGAAGUCUUGUUGCGUGUACAGCACCGGGGUGCUCUCUAUUCUAAUAUUAAUCGCUGGAAUUGCGAUGGUUUUGGCUCAGGUUUUCCAAAACCUCUUGUACAACAGGAUAAAAAGGGAAGUGGUGCUGGAAAAUGGAACAGAGGCCUUUGCGUUGUGGCAGGAUCCACCUCCACCGGUCUACAUGCAGUUUUACUUCUUCAAUCUGACGAAUCCUAAGGAAGUGCUGUCAGGAGACAGACCUGCGGUGAUUGAGCUCGGCCCAUACACAUACAGAGAGUAUCGACCUAUGGAGGGAGUAAACUUUAUGGACAAUGGCACCAAAGUAGCUGCUGUUAACCCAAAAACAUAUAUUUUCGAGCCCAACAUGUCACGAGGAUCUGAAGAUGACAUAAUCAGGACUGUCAACAUCCCAGCAAUGACAGUAAUGGAGAGGUUUCAAAAUUCCGCCUUAAGCCGUCUAAUCUCCGAUUUGAUGAAAGGUAAAGAAGAGGGGCUUUUUGGGACCUGGACAGUGAGAGAGCUGCUCUGGGGCUAUGAGGACCCGGUACUCAAAGAUCUUCAAGCAUUCGACCGUUCUCUGGACCCCAACUUCGGCCUGUUUUAUAAGAUGAAUGGCACAGGUGAUGGCGAGUAUGUGUUUUACACCGGCAAACAGAACUAUCAGGACUUUGCUCGAGUUGAUCUAUGGAGAAACCAGAGUUCUCUUGAAUGGUGGACCACAGAUCAGUGUAACAUGAUCAAUGGAACGAAUGGAGCAUCCUUUCAUCCAAUCGUCACCAAGACGGAGAAGCUCGACAUGUUUUCGUCAGAUCUCUGCAGGUCAAUCUAUGCUACAUUUGAGUCGGAGCUGAGCGUCAAGGGAGUUCCUGCUUACCGCUUUGUCCCUCCCAGCAAAGUUUUUGCAAAUUCAACGAUUAAUCCGGAUAAUGCUGGAUUCUGUGUGGGAGGAAACUGCCUCAGUUCUGGUCUGCUGAACGUCAGUGUCUGCAAGCAAGGUGCUCCGAUCAUCAUGUCCUCUCCUCAUUUCUAUCAGGCUGAUGAGAAGUUUGCUGACGAUAUAUUUGGGAUGCGACCCACGAAGGAGGAGCACGAAACAGCCAUCGACAUCAACCCACUCACUGGACUUGUUGUGCAAGCAGCAAAACGUCUUCAGGUGAACGUAUAUAUUGAGAAGCUUCCAGCUUUCAGCCAAACUGGUGAUGUCAGAACUUUGGUCUAUCCAGUGAUGUACAUUAAUGAGAGCGUCCUAAUCGAUGAGGAUUCAGCCAAAAAGCUCCAAGGCGUGGUUACCCAGGCCAACGUUGUGAUUAACGUGCCCUUCAUCAUUAUUGGUUUCGGCAUCUUAUUAGGCCUUGUCUUCAUCGUGCUCAUGUGUCAUAAAGAGCGGAGCACUCCUGAUGAACGCCAGCCUCUGCUGAGCUCGUAACACGACAGAAAGCGGAUGUUUUCCCCCGAAUGUCAACGCAGCGUCUGCAUCAGUGAACCGAUCGUGAAACACUUCAGUCAUGUGACCUAAUGCAGUAUUAUUCACACCUCUGGGUCACAGUAGAAAGACUUACAUUUUACUUUACAUUUGAAGCAGAACUAAGAACAAUUAAGCCAAGCAGAAAUGGCUUGAUUUCGUGUUGUAGCUGGUAAAUAUUUGCAUGCAGUUCGUACGGUCACUUACACUUUCUAUGAAGACUCUAAUAUGUCAUACAUUUCCUGUAUCGUGCUAGCAUUCGUUCCUUGAUUACUUGUAUUAAUGUUAAUAAUUGUGUUUAUAAAUAUAGUGCAUUUAUGAGUCCUCAAGGAAUUGUUAGCUACAAAUUCCUCAAAUUGUACAUAAGCUUGAACGACACGCAAACAGUGGCAUCCUGUGUCAUCACUUCAUCAGUUCAAGUUGAAAGUUUUUUUGUUUUGUUUUUUUAGGUCUUGAGCUAAUUGUGUGUAAUUGAAUAAAUGCUAUUGGUUCAUGACGCUGACGAGCAUUAUACUACUAUGAUAAUUUAUAUAGGCUUAACGUAAAUAUUGCUGUGUUUCCAUAAAUCCUGUGUUUCUGAAUGUUGGGAAAUUUACACUGUUGUGUUCGUCGUUAUAUAACUCAGUGUUCAUUCUGAUUGUUGUGAAACGUGGUUGUUAUUGUGCUUUUAAAUGAACAGAUAUAGAAUUUUUGUUUGUUUGUUCGUUUGUUUUAUGUUCAUCAAAAAACAGAAUAUUAAUUAGAUACUCUCACAAAUUACUGCAAA
Messenger RNA from Ictalurus punctatus (channel catfish), 2317 nucleotides. It is a transcript of the gene scarb2c, whose product is annotated as scavenger receptor class B, member 2c. Bases 85 to 1515 code for a protein of 476 amino acids. The record is from RefSeq and is a predicted model, not a curated record. The transcript has 12 exons. NCBI's taxonomy places the organism in Eukaryota, Metazoa, Chordata, Actinopteri, Siluriformes, Ictaluridae. Gene Ontology annotation, molecular function: scavenger receptor activity. Gene Ontology annotation, cellular component: lysosome; membrane; cytoplasm. Gene Ontology annotation, biological process: receptor-mediated endocytosis; protein targeting to lysosome.